GGCAGAUAAAUUUGCUAUUUAGAUAUGCGCUUAAUGAUACGAAUGUAGUACUAGUACGCUAUUCUACUCUGGGCACUACCCCUAACUAGAAUAGAUGUCUGUCCAGCUGGGAUACACUGUCAACGUUGUCAACGAUGAAUCUGGCCGAUGCAAGGGCAAUUGCCCUAUCCUGCAAAGUCAACACGGAAGCGACGCUGGACCUUUGACACACAACUACUCUGGCAAGGGAGCUAACUCACCGACAACCAGCUCACCCAUGCUGGGUGUAAUUUGCGACAGGACCGCCCUGGGGAAAUACCAAUGAAACAUAUGAAAGUAAACGCACCUUGGACCCCAAUACACAGACCCGCCGUUAGGAAGGAUGCACUUCCUGGGUUGGUAAUAGAAGCUGAAAAAGGGACCUGACAAGCAGAGUACAAGACUCACCUACUGGGCGAGACCAUCUUGUAGCAAAACUACGAGGUCAUAGGAGCACGAGUGCCUUACCGCCAGAAGCUGUGACUU
Messenger RNA from Dichomitus squalens LYAD-421 SS1, 504 nucleotides. RefSeq lists its product as uncharacterized. The record is from RefSeq and is a predicted model, not a curated record. NCBI's taxonomy places the organism in Eukaryota, Fungi, Basidiomycota, Agaricomycetes, Polyporales, Polyporaceae. The transcript has a single exon. Bases 95 to 304 code for a protein of 69 amino acids.